This is a messenger RNA of Solenopsis invicta (red fire ant), 2964 nucleotides long. Its product is annotated as ATP-dependent Clp protease ATP-binding subunit clpX-like, mitochondrial. Gene Ontology annotation, biological process: protein catabolic process; proteolysis. Bases 665 to 1939 code for a protein of 424 amino acids. The transcript has 4 exons. The record is from RefSeq and is a predicted model, not a curated record. NCBI's taxonomy places the organism in Eukaryota, Metazoa, Arthropoda, Insecta, Hymenoptera, Formicidae. Gene Ontology annotation, molecular function: ATP hydrolysis activity; ATP binding. Gene Ontology annotation, cellular component: mitochondrial matrix.
GACAUACACACCCGGAUUGGCAGCUAAAAAAAAUCACGCCGCCAUGAUAAGUCGUCACUGCGCUUCAAAACGUGGCCGACGUGCACGGCACGGUCACCAGCAGUCACUAGUGGCGGCUUCAAACGCGCCACGAGAAACGCGUUUUCCGCCGCCGCUCCGUCGACAUCGAUUAUCAACCGCGCUGCGACCCACUGCGACCGCGAUCUCUCUUCGCCUGCAAACGGGAGGCGUUCGCGCGUCUUUCUCUCUCUCUCUCUCUCUCUCUCUCUCUCUUUCUCUCUUCGUUCCCCCCUAGACCGGCCCGGCGGCACCGUCCGCGGGCAUCGAGGGCAUUCCAACCGAAAUUUACCGCCAUAUCCGGCAAGCGCGCGCGAAUCUGCGACUCAUCCCACCGUAAACAAAUGAAGGCGACACGCACACCAAUAGAAAAACCGCGCACGUGUGCGCUUUUCAGAGUAGUCGCAUGUCGUCUUCAUUUGUUUUACGAAUAAACCGGGGCCUGCCUUUGUUUUUUUUCCACAUAAAGUUUCGAAAACGCUGAGCGCUGAGAUGAUGGCUCGAGGUAAAAGAAGGCUGUCUUUGAGAGAACACAUAUCUAUAUAUUUGGUCCAUUUCUUAAUAAGGAAAAAUAAAACAAACGGAAAGUAAUUUAAGAAAGGGAAAAAUGUCGGGAAGUUCGGGAAUCGAGAGCAUGAAGCCAAUUUUGAAGGCGGUACGUAUGUCAGAAAGAAAUAAAGGAUACCACGGGAAGUCUCUUCCAUUUCCGAAGGAGAUAUAUAAAUAUCUAGACAAAUGCGUUGUAGGUCAGCUGCACGCGAAAAGAGUGCUGAGCGUUGCCGUUUACAACCACUACAAGCGAAUUUACAACAAUCAGCCAGUCGCAAAAUCGCUGGAACAAACUAACUUAGUCAAUACUCAAGAGAUAAAUCAUCUCUUCACUGACAGAGAUCUUAAAUCAUCGUCAAGCAAUGGAAAUUUGGUUCCAAAGAAUGACAAGAAGCAUCAGUUGGCUAAAAGCAACAUAAUGAUGAUCGGCCCUACAGGCUCUGGCAAAACGUUGCUUAUAGAAACGAUAGCAGAAUUCUUGAACGUUCCAUUUGUCAUCUGUGAUUGUAGCGCUCUCACGCAAUCCGGCUAUUAUGGCGACGACCCAGAGAAUAUCAUAAAAAACCUCCUUCAGAAAGCUGAUGGUGUAGUGGAGCAAGCUGAGAAGGGCAUCGUCUUCUUAGACGAAGUCGACAAGAUAAAGACGAUGAUCAAUAAAGGUCGUGAUGUGGCCGGGGAAGGCGUACAGCAAGAAUUGUUGAAGAUGCUGGAGGGAACGAUUAUAUAUGUGAAAAACAAUCGACUUCAAGAUAAAAAUGAAAUACCUGUAGAUACCACAAAUAUUCUUUUUGUUGCGUCGGGUGCUUAUAGUGAUUUAGACAAGUUGAUAGCGCGACGGGAAUUGAAAAAAUAUCCCGACGAGACCUCCACAACUAAAAGCCUGGACAAGGAAACUGCGACUUUGGCUGACGAUAUUGCCAAUAUAUCACUCUCUGAGAGAGACGCAUUGAUACAACAAGUGGAAACUAAAGACCUUAUCAAAUUUGGUAUGAUACCUGAAUUUAUUGGCAGAUUUCCUGUGCUCGUACCUUUCCAUACCCUCAACGAAGACGUACUAGCAAGAAUUCUCAUCGAACCAAAAAAUGCUAUCAUUCCUCAGUAUCAGAUGUUGUUCUCCAAGGACAAGGUAAAAUUAACAUUUGACAAAAAUGCAUUGACUGCAAUUGCCUCUUUAGCAUUAGAAAAAGGAACGGGAGCGCGAGGUUUGCGAACGAUAAUUGAAUCGUUGCUUUUGGAACCUAUGUUCGAAAUACCAGGAAGUGAUAUAGUAUCCGUUCACAUCACAGAACAGUGUGUGAGAGGCGUUGAAAAGCCUCUCUACUGCUAUAUGUAAAACUAAACAAUAGCAAUGAUAGUAUUCAGUAGGCAUAGCAUGUUCUUUAUUGAUGAAUAAAGAAAAAGCAACACUUUGAUAUAACUGCUUCUAAUCGGUGGAUAAUUUUUAGAAAAUUAUUAAAUCGGAUCAUUCGCGUAAAUUGCUGAAAUUGAAUUAUUUUAUAUAAAGGAUAUAAAGGAUAUUUUUUUUACUUAGAAUUGUUUUUGUAUAAAGAAAAGAAAAUAUAAGAAUACAUGGUUUUCAAACUGUCCUUUAGAUUUGGUAUUCAGAAUAUUUUUCGAAUUAUAUUUUUUUUAAUAAAUUUAUUAAUUUUAGAUAUUAUGCAUAAUAUUGGACUUUGCUGCAUUGUUAAUUAUACACAUUUAAUACAUCAAAGGAAGGAAUAGAUAUGUAAAUACAUAUCUCUUUUUUAUAUAUACUUUUUUGUUCCCAGAAAAUAUUUCCAAAGCUUUUAUAACAUUUAUAUUUGCAAUUUAAAAGCAAUAUAGGCAUGUAUAUCAAUCUAUACAAUAUGUUAUGUAGAUUAGUAUUCAUGUCUAUAUUGCUCUUAAUUUAAUUAUCAUUUAAUAAUUUAUGAUUUCAUCAUUACAAAUAAAAAAAAAAAAACUGUUAAUGUAGUCGCAUGUAUAUUACGCGAAAAUUAGCAAUACAGAUUAUUUUCUUUCGAUAAUUUAUUGAGAAAAAUGUGUUUAUAAAAUAAUAACUUUGGUAAGACCAUUAGAGGAAUUUUAUGUUAAGUUUUUCUUUUUCUUGUUAAUUUUCCUUAUUAUCGAACUGAUUGUCAGGAAAUGUAAUGGAAAAACUUUUAGUCUUAGUUAUUACGUAAGAAACAAAUAAUCUAUUCGAAAAUAAAAAUAUCUCACACAUGUAUCUAACGUUAGUAAACUUUGUAUUUCUAGUUUCAGGUAUUGAUCACUUAACAUACAAUCCUCCUUAUGUAUUUAUAUAUGUAUAUAUAUUUGUUUAGGAAAAAACACAGCUCUUAUAAAAUUACUCAAAAUGUAAUAGAAACUCGUGUUAGA